AGAGCUGAGCUCCAACACAGCCUCAGCCCUCCAGACCCUCCCGGGGGACGCGCGGUGCAACCAAGCCUACAGCGGUGUCCGCGCGCCGUUGCGCAGCCCUCCGGCCUUCCCAUUGGCGGGCGGCGCCAUCUGCGCUCGCCUCGCCCUGGCGCUGGCGGGCGGAGGCCCGGGCGGGGUAGGCCGCGCUCGCGGCGGGCUGUGGCCGCAGCCUUGCGCGGCUGCUGACGAGGAGCGGGGCGCGGGGCGGGAGGAGGCAGGCCCAUGCGGGGCGGCGGCGGGCGGCGGGCGGCGGCGGGGCCGGGUGCCCAGGGCGGCCCUAUGGGACCCGCCCGGCCGGCUCCCGCGUGCCCUGCCUGGCCCAGCAGUCCGGCCUGCGGGCGGGGAUGCGCGGUGUGGUCCAGCUCCCCGCCGCCCUGCGGGGCCCUGAGGCAGAAAGUUUGGGGGUCGGGAGCGGCCCCCCUCCCGCGCCAGUGACUGCCUAAGGACCGCUGCAGCCCGGCUUCGCCCGCGACCUGCCUCCGCUCCCCAGGUCGGAAUGAACUAUCCUAAGGCUCCCCCUCUUCGCCCCUCCCUCAUCCUCCUUUAAAAAGAUAAUUUCUUAAAUUCAAGAACUCGUGAUCUGCCUACUCCCCUCGUCCAUAAUUUAAACCCCAGGUCUUUUGAGUGCAAGAGGGGGGUGCGGUCUCUCCCCAAGAUAGCACGCUAGAAGGACAGAUUCCCCUUGCCGACCCACUUACACCAUGAAGAGGUGCAAAUCGGACGAGCUGCAGCAACAGCAGGGCGAGGAGGAUGGGGCUGGGAUGGAAGACGCUGCUUGCCUUCUGCCAGGCGCGGACCUCCGGCAUGGGGAGGCCUCGAGUGCUAACUCCGCUGGCGGGCCAACUUCAGAUGCUGGCGCUGCGGUGGCACCCAACCCGGGUCCCCGAAGCAAGCCUCCUGAUUUAAAGAAAAUCCAGCAGCUCUCAGAGGGCUCCAUGUUUGGCCACGGCCUGAAGCACCUGUUUCACAGCCGCCGCAGGUCACGGGAGAGGGAGCACCAGGCGUCUCAGGAGGCCCAGCAGCAGCAGCAACAGCAGGGCCUAUCCGAUCAGGACUCCCCAGAUGAGAAGGAACGCUCCCCGGAGAUGCACCGCGUCUCCUAUGCUGUGUCCCUGCACGACCUGCCUGCCCGACCUACUGCUUUCAACCGGGUGUUACAGCAAAUCCGCUCCAGGCCCUCCAUCAAGCGGGGCGCCAGCCUGCACAGCAGUGGCGGGAGCGGUGGUCGCCGUGCCAAGAGCAGCUCCCUGGAGCCACAGCGUGGCAGUCCUCACCUGCUUCGUAAGGCCCCCCAGGACAGCAGCCUGGCCGCCAUCCUGCACCAGCACCAGGGCCGACCCCGUUCCUCCUCUACCACCGACACCGCCUUGCUCCUGGCCGAUGGCAGCAGUGCGUACCUCCUGGCUGAGGAAGCAGAGAGCAUCGGGGACAAGGGUGACAAGGGAGAUCUUGUGGCCCUGAGCCUCCCCUCUGGCCCUGGCCAUGGUGACUCUGAUGGACCCAUCAGCCUGGAUGUGCCAGAUGGAGCACCGGACCCCCAGCGAACUAAGGCUGCCAUCGAACACCUGCACCAAAAGAUCUUGAAGAUCACUGAGCAGAUCAAGAUCGAGCAGGAGGCGCGGGAUGAUAACGUGGCAGAGUACCUGAAGCUGGCCAACAAUGCGGACAAGCAGCAGGUGUCGCGCAUCAAGCAGGUGUUUGAAAAGAAGAACCAGAAGUCCGCCCAGACCAUCGCCCAGCUGCACAAAAAACUGGAGCACUACCGUCGGCGCCUGAAGGAAAUCGAGCAGAAUGGGCCCUCGCGGCAGCCCAAGGAUGUGCUACGCGAUAUGCAGCAAGGGCUGAAGGAUGUGGGCGCCAACAUGCGUGCCGGCAUUAGUGGCUUCGGGGGUGGUGUGGUGGAGGGUGUCAAGGGCAGUCUUUCCGGCCUCUCGCAAGCUACCCACACUGCGGUGGUGUCCAAGCCCCGGGAGUUCGCCAGCCUCAUUCGCAACAAGUUCGGCAGUGCCGACAACAUCGCCCACCUGAAGGACCCCAUGGAAGAUGGACCCCCUGAAGAGGCAGCCCGGGCGCUGAGUGGCAGUGCCACACUGGUGUCCAGCCCCAAGUACGGCAGUGACGAUGAAUGCUCGAGUGCCAGUGCCAGCUCAGCUGGGGCAGGCAGCAACUCUGGGGCUGGGCCAGGAGGUGCACUGGGAAGCCCGAGAUCCAACACUCUUUAUGGUGCCCCUGGAAAUCUGGACACUCUGCUGGAGGAACUGCGGGAGAUAAAGGAGGGCCAGUCACACCUGGAGGACUCCAUGGAGGACUUGAAGACUCAGCUGCAGAGGGACUACACCUACAUGACCCAGUGCCUGCAAGAAGAGCGCUACAGGUAUGAGAGGCUGGAGGAACAGCUGAACGACCUGACUGAGCUUCACCAGAAUGAAAUGACCAACCUAAAGCAGGAGCUGGCCAGCAUGGAGGAGAAGGUGGCCUACCAGUCCUACGAGAGGGCCCGGGAUAUCCAGGCACAGGGUACAGGUGACAGUGUGGAGGUGGACACAUCACAUGGAACACGACGAGCAGAAACAUAUCCAUGGGGCCAAUUGGUACAGGAAGCCAAAGAGGGGAGUGUUCGUGGGGUAGAGAUAAGAGCAACGAGGCCGUGGAGUCCUGCCUGACCCGAGUCACCAAGCUGGAACUGCAGCAGCAGCAGCAGCAAGUGGUGCAGUUAGAAGGUGUGGAGAACGCCAACGCGCGCGCCCUGCUGGGCAAGUUCAUCAACGUGAUCCUGGCACUCAUGGCCGUGCUGCUGGUGUUUGUGUCCACCAUUGCCAACUUCAUCACCCCCCUCAUGAAGACGCGCCUCCGGAUCACCAGCACCGCCCUCCUGCUCCUCGUCCUCUUCCUACUGUGGAAGCACUGGGCCUCCCUCACCUACCUCCUGGAGCAUGUGCUGCUGCCCAGCUGAGCGGCUGCCGCCCCACCCUGUGCUCUCCGGAUCCCACUAGCCACAGGCAUCUCCAGGAGGGCCCGGGGCUCCUGCGUCCCUCGGGGUCUGUCAUGUGACCUGUUUGGCCCCUAACUGUCCCUUCUUUUCACUGCUUCUGUCUGACACCAUCUCCCUUUCGGCCUGAAGGUUUCAGAGAGGGUGCUCUGGGCUGGAGGGAGCAGGGACACUCUCAGCCAAAUGGAGCAGUGGGGAGACACCAGGGCUGCAUUAUUUGAAUUAUUUUGCAGCCACAUGGGACUUUUCUGGGUUGACAAGAGGAUGCUCUAGUCAUGUAAGCCACUAAGAUAGAAGGCCAGUCUCAGUUUCCCUAGGGAAGAGCCCAUCCUGGAGGCAGCCACAGUUUCCUCCCAUGGAGAUGGUCUGGAUAAAAGCCAGUGGGAGGCCCUGCUGAGCCUAGAGAGUGCAGAAAGGGGAGGGUCCCCAGCCUUGGGGCCAGAGGGCAGGCUUGGCACAGCCACUGGGAGCUCAGCCUCCCCUCCUCCUGCUUCUCCUUCCACUUGAGCUGGUUUGAGACUGGUUUCUGGAGGCUGUGGGGUGUAACUUUGGGUUUGUAUUUUUUCUGCUCAUCUUUCUGCCUGUCACCGGGUGUGCUGUUUUUCUGAAAAAAAAACAGGCCCCAAGGGCCCUGAGCCUCCAGCCCAAACCCUUAGACCUCUGGGAUCACGUUGAGUUCUAUUUAUUUAUUUACUUAUUUAUUUAUUUGUACCCACCCUUCCCUCACUUCUGCCCAGCUGGGCUCCAGAGAGAGGACCCUGCCCAUCCUCCUUUUGAAGCCAGGACUUAUUCUUGGUUCAUCAUACUCCAGACCAUGUAUCCUCUGGUGUCCUGGCUGGAAGAAGGGGCGUGUGGCCAUGCAGCCCGCUCUCCCAAGCUGUCCCAGCAAAUGGGCAGGAGGGGCAUGGCCUCUUUUAUAUAUAUAUAUCUAUUUAUUUUAUAUGUGUGUUUGUGAGGAAGAGGAUAUUUGUCAUUUCCUUAAGGCUCUGGAGUGUUGUGUUCGAUUCUGCACAGCCCAGCCUCCCCGAGGGCCUUUCCAAGCACAGUGGGGAUUUCUUAGAACAGGAGAGAGGAAUCCAUGAAGCAGGAGAAGCAGUGCCUGCCAGCUGUGGUGGACCUUCCUAAGAAAUAAAUAUCCUUUAUGUUUUCAAACCA
Molecule: messenger RNA, 4183 nt
Organism: Mus musculus (house mouse)
Lineage: Eukaryota; Metazoa; Chordata; Mammalia; Rodentia; Muridae
Gene: Tmcc2
Product: transmembrane and coiled-coil domains 2
Exons: 6
Coding region: 741-2702 (653 amino acids)
Biological process (GO): amyloid precursor protein metabolic process
Cellular component (GO): endoplasmic reticulum membrane; endoplasmic reticulum
Source: RefSeq, a predicted model, not a curated record